Molecule: messenger RNA, 984 nt
Organism: Cladophialophora yegresii CBS 114405
Lineage: Eukaryota; Fungi; Ascomycota; Eurotiomycetes; Chaetothyriales; Herpotrichiellaceae
Exons: 2
Coding region: 1-984 (327 amino acids)
Source: RefSeq, a predicted model, not a curated record
AUGGACGACACGACGGACUUCGCAGACCACGUGCCACCGCCACCUGGUCCUCCGCCGUUGUUAUCAGAACCUCAAAUGCUCCAGCUCGCGCAGCAGGGUUGGCUAUCCUUGCCGCUGCCUGCACAAACGGCAGGGACCUUAGCUGAACUUAUGGCUACUUCGGCCGCGUUUUUCGAUCAGCAGGAUCACGUCAAGGCGAGGGCAUAUCCCUCUUCCAAGGCUGGCACUGAGUUCGGAUACUACAAGGUGGAGAAGGAGAAAGAGUAUGUGAGCGGGAAUGUCGCACCGCUGCACCACAGCUUGGGGGACACCGCAGCCAGGGCAUGGCAAGAGCGUGCGCUUCUCCUGUUCCGCAUCCUGUGUGACUUGACGCGCUGGUGCCACUUUGACACGCUGCCGCCGCCGUCGUCGCUGUGGUCUUCCGUGUGGAAUGACAUUCUCGACGGCACCCUGAAGAUGCCUGCCUCAGAAGAUCAAAUGACAUACACUUUGCUGCGCCUAUUUCGGUACGUUCCAGCCACUGGGGUUGCCGAAACGCACAUCGACCUAGGAUUAUUGACGCUCUGCGUGGGUGAUCGUGAAGGGCUGGAAGUUCUAGAUCGACAACACUCCACAAACGAACGGCCCGUCUGGAUCAACUUGAAUGCUGCAGGUGCGGUUGAAGCUGCGGGUGAAGCACGUGUGGCGACCAUCCUGGUUGGGCAGACGCUCAGGGCUUUGUCCCAGAGGACGUUCAACGCGGGCAUACAUCGUGUGGUUGGCAAUGCGGAGGGAAGACACAGUGUGGUGUUUGCGCUCCGCCAUUCAUCAAGACAUGAUGUUGAUCUCGGCUUGUUUGGUGGCAAGGGACGUGUCAGGGCCAGCGAGCUCUACAGGUUUAUCGAGGUUGGGAAGGUUAAUAUCAACACUGUCAAGAAAAGGAGGGAUGCCCAGCGAGCUGAGGACGUGAAGGGAAGGCUCGCGAAGUCAGCAUUGGCAAGGUAG